AUGGUCGCAUUGAACACCGUCUGGCCUGCAGAUUCGAUCGAGUUCUGCCCUCAUGAGAAUGCUUCUGAUAUCUUUGUUUGCGGGACCUAUCGAUUAGAACAGCCCCCCGCCGACUCGGAUGCUCAGGUGCAUACCGCAUUGGAUGACGGUAAAGUAGAUUUCGAACACACCAAAAAGCAAGUCCGUCGUGGCAAGUGUCUUGUGUUGCAAGUGACAGAGAACAGAGGAGUUUCCCAGAUUCAGGAAAUCAGUCUUCCAGCCGUUCUGGACCAGAAAUGGUGUCAUACGUCUCAAACGGCCUAUCCAGUACUCGGAAUUGCAGACUCGGAAGGGAACAUCACACUUCACGAGUGGCACAAAGAAGAGCGCCGGCUCAAGGCAUUUCAGAGCAUAUCCUGCGCACCCUCAGAUGUUCUAUGCCUUUCCUUGGACUGGUCUACCCGAAGAUACCCCACAAACAAAUAUGGUUCUCUGGUGGUUUCCCUGUCAAAUGGCUCGCUAUGUGUCCUGAAUGCUGAUUCAACUGGCAAUUUGACUAUCGUCAACCGGUGGCACGCACACGAUUACGAACCUUGGAUUGCUGCCUGGAACUAUUGGGAUACCUCGAUCGUUUAUUCGGGUGGAGACGACUUAACCAUGAAGGGCUGGGAUGUCCGACAAAAUUUUAGCCAGCCCAUCUUUACAAAUAAGCGGCAUGUAACUAUCCCCACAUAUUUUGUUUAUUUCUCAUACCCUCGAAGAUUUAAUGCAGGUGUCACGACUAUCCAAAGCCAUCCACACAUCGAAUAUCUCAUAGCCGUCGGAAGCUACGAUAAUAACGUUUGCAUUUUUGACACUCGGAAGCCGCUAGUCCCGCUCGUUCAAGGAGACGUUGGAGGGGGUGCGUGGCGUGUCAAGUGGCAUCCGUCACCCAGUCGUAAGGAGGAUCUCCUCGUCGCAAGCAUGCACGACGGUUUCAAGGUGGCGAAGGCCCACCACGGAGAAGAUGUAACAUGGGAAAUUGUAAAGCGAUUUGAUGACCACAAGUCGCUAGCAUACGGCGCAGACUGGUCAUUCGCUCCUCCAGGUGUAGACGGGGAGACCCUGAUCGCGAGUUGCUCAUUCUAUGAUCACACGUUACACCUCUGGAGCGGCUAG
Molecule: messenger RNA, 1137 nt
Organism: Suillus subaureus
Lineage: Eukaryota; Fungi; Basidiomycota; Agaricomycetes; Boletales; Suillaceae
Product: WD-40 repeat-containing protein
Exons: 6
Coding region: 1-1137 (378 amino acids)
Molecular function (GO): protein binding
Source: RefSeq, a predicted model, not a curated record